GAAGAGAUGUUAACAAUUAUUGUUUCGAGAUGGUCGGUGCAAAGUCGAAGAAUGCUUGUUUUUCAAAAGAUAAAUUAAUUGCGGCGGGAUAUCAUUUUAAUAUUCAGUGUUGCGCCAUACAAAAGUGUACAGAAAACAUGUAUAAUACCAUCCUUGCAAUUUAUUUUAUGCACGCUUAGUAAAGUGUAGAAUGUGGUUCGCGUGGCAGAAAUCUAAUCAAAAUCCGAAAAACUCUGUGCUACUUUUUUUUUUCAGAUUGACCACUGCCAAGACCUUCGUGAUCAUUGAAAACCCAAACGCUGUGUCAACAUGAAUGAACAAUUUCAUGUCCUAAAUGAUGCUUACAGAAGUUUAUUGUCGAGAACAUCACCCAGCAAAAUGAGUAGCCAUGAGUUGGCAUCCUCCAUGUUCACAUGUGUAUGUGAACUGACUCUUGAUGCCAGUGAUGGUUCUCAGCAUCAGGACCAGUCCAGAGAUCUCCUAACGUCCUCCAAAUAUUCUCCAAACCCAAAUGGAACUGAACUGGCUUGUCUUGUGUUGACUCUGGUGGAGAAAAUAAGCUCCAAGCUGACAUCUCAACAACUGUCUCAAGAAACCAGCCUUUACUUCAAAGAUGUUUCUACAGUAUUAUUCCAGCAUAUGGAUUUUAUGUCCAAACUUGUUCACCUUGCCUGCUGCAAGGACAGGUUGCUGUCUCAUCUAGCUGCAAAGAGUGUAUCCUCCUAUGUUAUUUUUGAGCUGCGUUGCUUUAAUACAGUCAACCAGAUAUGGGAAUGGAGGUGCUUGCAAGUGCUCCAGAACCCUUGCUCUGGCAACGAACUGGAUGCAUGCACAUGGUCACUUACCACUGUCCUGAAAGCAGUUCUAAAAGAAACAUCAGAAUAUAAACCUGGGACUGUGGAGAAACUUCUUGCCACAUUCGACACAGCUCUCACUGCUGCUUACUCCCAGCUUGUCCCUGUAGAGAGUCUGGGCCAUGGGAACUCUGCAUCAUACCCCAGUAGUAGCAUGGCAGACUGGGCUACAACUCUGACUAACCUCCUACACUUACUGGAAGUGCUCACUGCAGCCAGGUUCAAACUAAGCACCACCAGUGUCUGUUUCACCAGCUCAAGGCUCUCCCUCGUACAGGCAUCGGCGCUACUGCGGAUAGUCGACUCUCAUGUCCACUACUUUGUGAAGAAGCAAGUGCUUCUGCUUUUAAAGAGGAUUCUCCUUCAGAAGGCAGGCGAGGACAUGGGUUUUGGCGAGGCGUCCUCUCUAACGCAUGGAGAUGAUCACAUGACCAGUGACAUUCUUACACUGGCUGAUGAUGUGUUGCAGGCAGUGCACACUGAUUGGUUACAGUGUGUUCCAGUGGAGUCGGCGGCCAUUUUCUUUGGAGGGACAGGCCAAUCGUGUGGCGGGAGCAGUGAUGCGUUCGAUCAUGUGAUGCUGAGGGCUGUUAGUCUAGUUGUGCUCAAGUCACUGGAAUACAAAAUCCAAUCUGCUGGUGGGAAAGGUGUAUGUAAUACCAUAGGCAUCCAUGGCUAUUUAAGUGCGUUGCUGCUGUUCCUGAGGCAGCGUGGGGUCCAGCUGAAGCAGGGUUCUCACUCCUGCUGCUGGGUGUCCUUGGUGUUUGGAGAGCAGGACGACGACAUGAUGGAAGCAGCAAAGGCUUUACUCCUACUAUACCUCCAUCACAGAGUGUCCUCUGACCUGGAAGCUGAUGCUGUGUGUGUUGUUGGCGGCAACCCCCACUGUCACUUUCUCUUCCUCCUCCGCAACAUCUCCUUCGACCACAGCAUUCUCCUCGAUUUCCUCAUCUCAACGGAAACCUGCUUCCUCGAGUACUUUGUCCGUUACCUAAAACACCUCCGGGACGACUGGGAAGGCUUCCGAACGGUCUGUCAGAAGAUAGAUGGGUCGGACCGGUGUAAACUGAGCUGGAAGAUUAGCCAGAAAGACGAUCAACUAUUGGACAACCUGAGAGAGGAACUCCACCAGUCGUUGUGUGCCUCUCGUGGAAGCGUGUCUACAUCCAGCUAUUCUGGAGGAUCAGUUACCUUCGUGGACCCAGAGCCAGCUCCCUGUCUGCAGCCCAGCUUGUGUCUGCCUUCAGGGAGAGCAACUGUCCCGGCCUCUACUCCCCCUCUCCGUCUGGUGGACUACGGCAGCUCAGAGGAGUCUGAGACUGAGGACGGUGACCUCCCAUCAGGCCUUACACAGGAUAGGCUACACAGUGACUCUGUGGUUCACACACACAACAGCCACUCUUUUGAUAGGACUGUUAUGUGUCUGACAGAGCUCAGAGUGGUGGUGACUAGACUGCAGAGGAGGAGUCUGUUCCCUUACAAUGCCACCUCGCUCUUGAAACUGCUGACACAGAUUGAAGCGAAGAGAUGUUGUUCACAGCGUUGAACUCCGUAAUGAUGUAAUAAAUGUUACAUGGUGGUA
This is a messenger RNA of Oncorhynchus masou masou (cherry salmon), 2436 nucleotides long. RefSeq names its product lines homolog 1 (gene lins1). The record is from RefSeq and is a predicted model, not a curated record. Bases 310 to 2400 code for a protein of 696 amino acids. Lineage: Eukaryota; Metazoa; Chordata; Actinopteri; Salmoniformes; Salmonidae. The transcript is spliced from 6 exons.